This is a messenger RNA of Apis mellifera (honey bee), 1709 nucleotides long. RefSeq lists its product as uncharacterized. The transcript has 13 exons. Bases 342 to 1709 code for a protein of 455 amino acids. Gene Ontology annotation, molecular function: calmodulin binding. NCBI's taxonomy places the organism in Eukaryota, Metazoa, Arthropoda, Insecta, Hymenoptera, Apidae. The record is from RefSeq and is a predicted model, not a curated record.
AUUAGAAUACUGAAUAUUAUUUUUUAAAAACCUAAUUUAUCAUUUUAAAUCAAAUAAUUGGAUGAUGGGCUUCAAGAAAUUAAUUAACAUGCUAUCAAAAUCUCUGAUUUGAUAAACUAGAAGCUAAAAUCUUGGUUAACAUAAAGUUAAUAUAAAAAUUUAUAUUCGAAUUGAACGCAGUCACAAUUGUAUUUUGUACGAAACAAAAGAGAAUUUUAUUUUGCUUAACGGGCAACGAUUAAAAAAUAGAAAACGUUUAAAAAGUCGUAAAUGACAGAAGGCCUCCUACUUUUUGAGACUGGUUUCUAAAUUUAAUCAGUGGAUAAAAAAAAAAAAAGAAAAUGGACCCGACACUUCAAAAGCACGGAGCUAAGCACAUAUACAAAGUACCGGAAGGACUACGAGAAUUGUGCAGCGACAUUUCACGGGAAGUUCUUCGCUCGCAACCGAUCAACAUUCUCGCCUUUAUCGCCGAAUACGUGGACACUCUUCUGAUCACGCGCGAGAAUACAAAAAUUGCAGUCAAAGUCGUAAACAAUAUUCUACUCGGAAGCGAGGCAAUUCUGAGCAUACUUUACCGGGCUGGUUUCAGUUUGGAGCAAGUGGCGGUCGCCGCUCCACGGAUUCAAAAAGUAUUCCGCUCGUACCUGGACGCGAUGGAUUUGCGACCGUUGAUAUGCGACGAAGCAAUUUGCGAGGAGAAAUCCAAGAUAUCGAUUCGAAAUAUUUUAGAAGCAACAGGAGCAACGCCCGAAGAAGCGGAGCAAGCUUCCGUAAUAAUACAAGCUGCGUUCCGUGGCCACUACGAAAGGAUGUCUUUAAGCGAGGCUCAAGGAAAGAUUCAAUGGCAAAGAGCGGUGGUGAACACAUUGGAUAUUCUGAAGAAGGCUGGUGCUACGCAAGUGGAAAUCGGUAAAGCCGCAAGACACGUGAAAUUUGCCUAUCGGGGAUACUACAACAGAAGGAAUCAGAAGAUCGACCCUCUGGAAGACGAGCCUCUCAAGAAGGAUGAACGUAUACUGGAGCCUGUGGAGGCUUUCCAAGCGGUCGCCUGGAUGGACGUGAUGUACGAAGAUUCUGGAUUAGAAAUGCAAAAGGCCCACGAAGCUGCUAGAAUUAUUCAAAACGCUUAUAAAAAAUAUCGUGCAAGAAAACGAAAGUACGAUUUGCAACAAAUGGAGACGACGUCAACAAUGGUCGCUGAUGCCGUUGUCGACAAAGUGCAUCAGAAGAUUUUUGAAAAGAUAACCGCCCGCAAAGAUAUCCCCGAAGAGUAUGGCACUCGGGAGGAGAUGAUGUAUAUGAGUACGAAAUUUCAAGUAGCUUUCAAAGAGCAAAUGAAGAUGUCACGUUUAGUAAAAAAAUUGCCGGAUGACGAAGAGGAAGGGGAGGGCGAAGAGGAAGAAGAAGAAGGAGAGGAAGAAGAACAAAACAUAGAGAUAAUUAGACCUAAAUACCGUCCGAACCCGAUCGAACCAAAGAUAAAAAUCAAAAAUCCCCCGAUUUACGUGGAAGAAUCAUUGACAGAGGACGAGGAUAUUGCCCCGUCAGAGAUCACCGAAAAAUCAACCACGGAACCAUUGACCACCAGCCCGGAAUUGCAAUCGGAACUGGAAACGGAUCGUCCAGAUUUACCCGAGGAUGAGAAAAUGUUCGAGCUGGAAGAGGAUGAAAAAGAAAAGGGAAGCAGCAAGAAAGAGGUAAUGUAG